Molecule: messenger RNA, 1461 nt
Organism: Cherax quadricarinatus
Lineage: Eukaryota; Metazoa; Arthropoda; Malacostraca; Decapoda; Parastacidae
Source: RefSeq, a predicted model, not a curated record
AUGAAGAAGUUUCUGGUGGGAACCUGCUACCAAAAAGAAAAAGGAUUUUUUUCCCCUCGGUCCUCCGGGCAUCUUUCCGAUGUCACUCUUGUCUUUUCGGACAACCGAAGAAUCCAGGCUCACAAGUUGAUUUUGGCUACGAGUUCACCGGUGUUCAAGGUUAUGACGUAUGGCGCUAUGGCAACAAACAAAAUCACUUUAGCUUGCGACUCUUACGAGAUGUUCCAGUUGCUGCUCUGCUACAUAUAUAAGGAGGAGAUCAACCUUACAGAAGUGCACCAAGUGGACACACUCGGUCUCUAUUGCUCCAAGUACUUGAUGGUAGAGGUGACGCUGGCGACAUUACCUCUCGUGUACGACUGGACGCUCCUGCUGAGGACUUCCUACUGCUGCAUCAGUACACAGGUGUUGGUGAUGGCGGCGGACAACGUUCUGGAGUCUUCCGAGAUCAUCUUUAUGCGAAGGUCGUCCCUCUGGCAGCUCUUAACUAACCCGAGGCUCUGCAUGUCCUCUGAGAUUAUAAUCAUCAAGGCCAUCACUGCUUGGGGAGUAGAAAAUGCUGGUUACCAUCCACAUCCAGCAGAGACUAGCCUAGUUUUAACACCUCUGGAGAACGCGAGGCAGAACAGAAGCAGCAACAGCUGCCAUGCAGGACAGUGCGGGUCAGUUGUUCAUAAUGGUGUAGAGCACUUGGACUCCUUCAAACCGGCCACCAGUGAGCUCAAAAAGACGGUGGAGGAGUUCCUGCCCAUCGUGCGUUUCGACGAGAUGUCAGUGGAGGAGCUAGUGACUUGGGUGUUUCCCUCUGGUAUUUUCACCGGCGAUGAAUGUGAAGCUCUAGUCAUGAAUGUGAAAGGCAUUCACACCUCUGCUCUCCCUGCUUCUGUCUCUCACAUGGAGAACAUUGGACGAAAAAGGAUGCCAAGGUCGACUAUGUUACUAUCUCUAAAUUCGACGAAUGGUUCCAGCAGUGAAUACAUUUACUACAAUAAAGUGAACAUGAAUUUGCUUCAGAAUAUCCUGAAUAAUAAAUUCGAAUUUUCGAUUCUGCAUAUGCACCAAGUGGACACACUCGGUCUCUAUUGCUCCAAGUACUUUAUGGUAAAGGGGACGCUGGCGACAUUACCUCUCGUGUAUGACUGGACGCUCCUGCUGAGGACUUCCUACUGCUGCAUCAGUACACAGGUGUUGGUGAUGUCGGCGGACAACGUUCUGGAGUCUUCCGAGAUCAUCUUUAUGCGAAGGUCGUCCCUCUGGCAGCUCUUAACUAACCCGAGGCUCUGCAUGUCCUCUGAGAUUAUAAUCAUCAAGGCCAUCACUGCUUGGGGAGUAGAAAAUGCUGGUUACCAUCGACAUCCAGCAGAGACUAGCCUAGUUUUAACACCUCAGGAGAACGCGAGGCAGAACAGAAGCAGCAACAGCUGCUGGAACCAUUCGUCGAAUUUAGAGAUAGUAACAUAG